AGUUCCUAGUAGAGGAGGUCCGUCCUGUCGUCAACACGCUUUUUGGCCUGACUCUAAUGUGAUUGUAUGUGUGUAACCCAAGUAGCCAAUUAGGCGAGUUAGUGAAUAUGCGAAGUGGCAAACUAAUACACUCAGGCACAAUAAUGUGUCGUUCGUAGGGCACGUGGAAGAAAGUGGCCCAGUGACACAGCUAUUGUAAGGCAGGUGGAAUCACGGAAGUGUGUGUGUGUGGUGUGGCUGCUUGGCCUAACGUUACCACACCAAGUUUACUACUACCUCACUACACACCUCCCAGUAAUAUAUGUACGAGUGCAGUAAUUCAUAGGCAAAAACAAAACAGAAAACCAUGUAAGUGUAGCCAAUAGUCCUCCAGCCGUGCUAUGGCGAGUUACAGCUGUGUGGAGUAAGUCAACCACCACCAUGCAGCUCGGUCAUAUAUGUGGGAUUACGUUAUAUCUGCUACUCGUCGCUAACGAUGUGUCGGGCAAUAACUCGCCACCAGUCCUGUCGUCGACCAAAGACUGGCGUGUGGAGGAGGACGAGGAAGUGGGCACCGUAGUGGACCGCCUCAUAGCUUCUGACGUAGAGAAUGAUCCAGUCGUCUUCACACUUGAGUCUCUGCUAUCAGACAAUAUUCAUCAGUAUUUCCGGAUUGAUAAUUCGAACAAAGUUAUAAUUGCAAAGCCUCUUACUGGUUUGGCCAAAUCGAGUGUUACCUCUUACAUCCUGAGGGUGAGGCUUGAUGAUGGACACACACCGGCCAUCACGGAGGUCAGACUCCAGGUCUUCAAGCCUGGCCAAGGAGGUACAAGAGGCCAUGGAGGUACAAGAGGCCAUGGAGGUACAAGAGACCAGUCGGGCAUCAGGGGCAUUGGAGUUCCUGGAAACUUUGGAGUUCCCACUAACUUUGGUGGUUAUGGAGGCUUUAGAGGACAGAAUGUCCCUCCUCCUAUCCCUUUAGGAUCAAAACCUGUUCCCUUCCUGUUGGUGAAGAACAAAAUAUGGAUAGUUCACAGUGAUACUCCAAAAGGAACUCUGGUUAACACUGUGGAGGUACUUGACCUGUCUGGGGAUGGCUUCACAAUCAUCUUAGAACAAGACCAGGAUCUUCUGAAAGUAAACAGUCACUCAGGCCAGGUUACGGUCGCCACCUCUCUUUCCCAACAGGUUGGGAACUACAGUCUGACAGUAAAAGCUAGAAAUGAUAAUGGAGAAGCCUCAGAACCAGUAUUUCUUAUGGUGUUGCCUGCCUUGUCACCACCCUACAGCCCUACACCAGGUACCAAAAAUCACCAGGACCUGAUAGUUGUUGGGGGUAGUCCAGGUGUGAUUGGUAAGACUAAGUUGCCAGCAGGACUAUCCACAGAAUCACCCAUUGAAGUGCCCAGCCAAGAUGUAAGCUUGACUGUUAUCCCCAUUGUGGUAGUGGUGGGUUUGUCUUCACUAAUCAUGGCUGUGUAUUGUUACUGGCGUAGACAACGCAGGAAGGCCCUUGCACAGUCCAAGGAAAGUGCUGUAAUGUAUAACGACAAGGGUGUGGAAGCAGCAGCCACAGAAAUUCCACCAGUAGAACUUGGAGAGCGCCCUAACAUGAAUGGGGAGAGGGGCAACAGUAUACUGGGAUUGGCAGCCCUGUGGCAAAGGAGGGCACGCAGCAACAAGUAUGAGAACAGCAUCAGAGGAGGCAGAGGGAAAAGAAAAGGGAGUGAGAUCUCAACAGCCACAACUGAUGUCUGGGAGUUUCCUCGUCACCACCUGAAGAUAAUGGGAAUCCUAGGAGAAGGAUGCUUUGGUCAGGUGUGGAAGUGUGAAGCUUCAGGACUGAAGGGUGAGAGCUCCAUGUUGGUAGCGGUGAAGACACUAAAGGAGUCAGCGGGGGAAAGGGAGAGACGAGACCUUAUACAGGAACUUAAAGUCCUCAAGAAUCUUGGUCGGCACACUAAUGUUGUGUCACUCUUAGGAUGCUGCACUGAAAAAGACCCAAUCUUCGUGAUCCUCGAGUACAUGUUGGGAGGGAAGUUGCAGAGUUACUUGCGGGCCUCACGGGCAGACACAGCGUACAACAACCUCCACGGUUCUUCCUCCUCUCUCACGCCCAGGGACCUCACACUUUUCACCUACCAGAUUGCCCGAGGCAUGGAGUUCCUUGCUCGCAAUGGGGUAUGUCCAUCAGUCUUAUAUGUGUUUUUGUUUAAAGAAAAUAAUAACAAUCAAGUCUACAUGAGGAAGAGUGAUGGCAGAUUACCCAUCAGAUGGAUGCCACCCGAGUCACUCUUUGACAAUAUCUUCACCACCAAGUCUGAUGUGUGGAGCUUUGGUGUCCUACUGUGGGAAGUCGUUACUUUGGGUUCAACACCAUAUCCAGGGCUGGGAGCAAUAGAAGUAAUGGGGAAGGUGAAAGAAGGUUAUCGUAUGGAGAAGCCCGACCAUUGCCGCAGGGAGGUCUACAACAUCAUGUACUAUUGCUGGGACAAGGACCCUAAGGAGAGGCCUUCUUUUACUGAACUUGUACACACCCUGGAAGGACUUCUGAUGUCUGAAGUGGAAUACAUAGAAUUGGAUCGCUUCCCAGACCAUGCCUACUACAAUGUCAUCACUGAGAAGAAUGAUGAAAUAUUGUAGGGAUAUGGCAGCCUGCUGUAAAUUAUGGAUUUUUACCUCUGAGCACAGGUGCAGGGAAGGGCUGAGAGGUAAGAGCCUCCUGCUUGAGGUUUUGGAAAUCUGUGGCCAACAACAUUAGGACUACGUAUGCAUAAAGAGCAAAUAUUUGUUUUUUAGAAAAUAAUCUACCGUAUCAAAAUUUACAUGUCUAUACAUCUUUAUUCACAUUUGAGGUAAGAAAAUGUUGGACUCAGCAUCAUUUACAGUUUCCUACUUAACCAUAAAUAUUAAUAUGGCAAGGAGCUACAGCCCCAGCCAUUUCUCUGCUCCCACCUGCCACUUCUACCAACCCUCCAGGCAAGAUCCUGGGUACACCACUGUUAUCUCCUGUUGUUACUGUUAUUAGAUGCCAUAUGUAAAGUUGUACUGAAUUAGAAAGUUGCUAGACAUCCAUUUUGUUGUUCUCUUUUUCUGAAUCCCCUGUUCUUAUAUGUCCUCCUCCUUAUCUAUUUAUGCCAGAUAUAUCUUUGUUUUGUUUUCUUACUCAAGGCUUUAUGUUGUGUCCCCACUAGAUAUCGCUGGCGAUAUUGUUUGCUCACUCUUAGAUACCUUCAAACGUAGUUAUUUCAUUCUACAAAAAUCUGCAACCUUAAUAAACUUAAGUUGUGGAUUUAAGAUAUUUAACCUUGUACAUCAGUCAGUACAGUAUUACCUCUCUAUACCAAAAUAAUUGGUGAUCUGCCAGUUCGGUAUUGGGGAUUUUUCGGUAUGAAAAGAAACCAAAAAUCUCAUCCAAUACCAAACAUUGCUCAGUAUACUUACUACAUGGUACAGGAAAAGGUUUGGAAAUUUUCCAUUCAGUCCAGCCAGCAACCUGCCUUUCCUACCAUCUUUCACACACAAAAUUAACUUUACAUUACUCAUUUUUCUUAUUUUAUAAUUUUAUAUUUUAUUUUAUUUAUUUCUAAGUCACAUUAGAGCUUUGCAUUAUAGUACAGUACUGCAUUAUUUUUUAAUAUUUGAGGAGGGUUCGGUAGAGGGUUCACCAUACAGUAUACAAUGAAUUCAUUCGGAAUAGAGGUGUUGUACUGUACUGAAAUCUUAUGGAUUGAUUCGGUAUAGAGAUAAUACUGUACUGAUUAACCUACUCAUUAUUAGAUUCUCUUGGAAAUUUUCUCUAUUAUCAUUUUGUUUCAGUUUAUCCCACCCAUACUGCAUCUCAGGAGCCUCUUAGCAUGUGUAUUAUUCCUGUUUAUGAUACUUGUUGAUGGUCAUUGUUGACCUUAUACAUUUUAUACCCAUAUUUAAGCAAUGUAAGCACUAUACUAUAUCAUGUUGUAGUGUAAUGACAUCCUAUCAAGUGGUAGAUACAAAUUCUAGUGCAAUAAAGAAUCAUAUAAAAUAUAAUUACAAACAUUAAAACAAGAGAAUGGGCAUCUCAUUAUUACUACCUUUUUUUUAAUACAAUUCUAUGUUGUUCAUUCACUGGCUUCACAAUCGUGCGAGUGUAAUUUAUUUUAAUAAAUAUAUCACAGAAAAUGCUUUGUAGAAAUUGCGAAUAUAUUCUUCCUUGCAAUUUUCAAUAAAUAUUCUAUGAUUCUAAUUAUGGUACAAGUACAGUAUGUGAAUACAUGUUGCCGAUUUAGAUUCUUAUUUUCUGCUGUUUUUCUGACUGCAUUAAAAAUCCUGAUAAAAACAAUGAGCAAUAUUAACUAAAUAGGCCAGUUUUCAAGAUGGCAUAGGACUGCUUUCAUGCAAAGUGUAUGCCACUCACGUGUUAUGAGCAUGAUGUAAGAAAACUUUCAAAGUAUUGAUAGUACAGCACACUAGUGACUUUGAGAAGGGUGUUAUCCAGUGUGACCCUACUAAACAUUGCUGCUAAAUUCAUGGGAUACAGUACUAACCUAAUUCAACAAACUUAACACAAGUUGGUAGGGGUAAUUAUUUGUUUUAGUUAUACAGCAAGUCAGUCAGUGCUUUAACUUGUUACAUACAGUAUAUGCCAGACCAAAACUGAACAAUGGUCAGUGUUCCAUUUCUACUAGCCUAAGGGAACAAUAAUUACCCAUUAUUUACUUAUUUGGGAGAAUACUUGGCAAUUCCUCUGCAACUACAUUUGAACUCCCACCAUUUUGACUCGAAGACGAAAAACAAUUGACGAUCAAUGUACUGUACAGUAUAUAAGUAGAAAACUGGCUCAUUCCAUGAAAAAUAGAGUAACUCUUCUCAGUUACUAGUACUGUACUGUAUUGAAAGUGGUGAUGAUAAAAAGAUUACUGUAAUAUAUCCACAAACUUUCAGAGAUACAUCAAAAGUCAUAGGUAUAUUGUGCUUCAACAGCUGAUUAUGAAUCCAGGAAUGAACAUGAAGAAUGACAAAAUUCCAAUGUGAUGUCAAUUCUCAAAACCUUUACCUAAAACUACAAACUAUAUACAGUCAACCCUCGCUUUACGCGGUCCCACAUUCCGCGUUUCCACGUUUACGCGGUACCCUGCCGAAACCGGAAUGCUCAC
This is a messenger RNA of Homarus americanus (American lobster), 5114 nucleotides long. Its product is annotated as tyrosine kinase receptor Cad96Ca-like. The record is from RefSeq and is a predicted model, not a curated record. Gene Ontology annotation, molecular function: calcium ion binding; transmembrane receptor protein tyrosine kinase activity; ATP binding. Lineage: Eukaryota; Metazoa; Arthropoda; Malacostraca; Decapoda; Nephropidae. Bases 421 to 2622 code for a protein of 733 amino acids. Gene Ontology annotation, cellular component: signaling receptor complex; membrane. Gene Ontology annotation, biological process: multicellular organism development; protein phosphorylation; homophilic cell-cell adhesion. The transcript has 14 exons.